Molecule: messenger RNA, 493 nt
Organism: Ceutorhynchus assimilis (cabbage seed weevil)
Lineage: Eukaryota; Metazoa; Arthropoda; Insecta; Coleoptera; Curculionidae
Source: the annotation of a GenBank genome assembly
AGGUUGAACACUAUUCUAUAGAUUUUUUCUGGUAUAUAUUGGACAAGAAAUUUGAGUUAAACAUCAGUUAGCUACUCCGGGCUACCAGAGAAUAUCAUCAGUUGCAAUCUACCUAAUAAAAUAUAAGUGAUUUGAAUACAAAAUGAACAAGUUAGUCAUCAUCUGUUUCCUGGCUAUUAUUGCUACUGCUGCAGCUGGAGACGAUGAAUACGACAGCUACGACUACAAAAACUCGAGAAAAGUAGUUGUUGUUGAAAAUGAACCCAGAUACCAAGUCAUCAGACGUGAACCAGAGUACAAGAAAACCAUCUACAAAUACAGGGAACCUGAAGACCGACAAGUGGUCGUCAAAGUUAUUAAGCCAAGUGAAUCAAGGUAUAUACCAUCUUAUGAUUCAAAGAAAGACGUUGUUGUUAAAGUCUUGAAUAGGAAACACUUAUAGAUUUGUUGAUUGUAUUUAUGGCAACCCCUUAUUUGAAUAAAGUUUAUGCAA